Molecule: messenger RNA, 3879 nt
Organism: Cantharellus anzutake
Lineage: Eukaryota; Fungi; Basidiomycota; Agaricomycetes; Cantharellales; Hydnaceae
Exons: 12
Coding region: 1-3879 (1292 amino acids)
Source: RefSeq, a predicted model, not a curated record
AUGGCCAUUCCCAAGGCCCUACGACUUCAUGCAAUAGUGUGUGCUCUUGCUUCUGGAGGCCUAUUGGCUUUCCUCAGUGUCCUUGACUUCUUGGCCUUCUCUUCCUUUCUGGAACAUCGUAAAUUUGGUGUUGAGCACAUCAAAACUGCAACACAAAUUUUCUCAUUUGUGUCACAACUUGUUGUCACAGCUCUCCUUGCAUUGCUUUCAUAUGGAAUCCCAGCAAUUGCAGUCAAUGCUACAAUACAGCAAUGUCAGGCACUUCUUGUACUUCAUGACAAUGUUGAAGCCUGGCGAGGCCUUGGGUCAUCACUUUGUGCUGCCUGGCAGAGUAAAAACCACACCUUUCCUGUCCGCCUUCAAUUAUUUCGUGUUCUCUUGUUUUACAGCUCUAUCUUCAUGUUCCAAAUAGCCACACCCUCUUUAUUCUCAAUGAAGGUGGUAACCAUGAAAUGGGGGAUACCUGUAACUGUCAACUCCAUGCCAGGCAACAUCAUUUCUCCUUUGGGUUCCUCUAUCAAUGAGAUUCUGCCAUUUGGUGUGGUUGAUUAUCUAUACAAGCAGAUGGGAUACAUUGUUGUUGGAGACCUUGUUGGAAUUUUCCUCAGAAUUCUUUUUGGUACGAUGGAUCAAAAAUUGGAAGGUGUGGAGUUUGAAGAUCACACUGCUCUCAACUUGAGUGCAAGAUGUGGAAUCAUUCCUCGUGCUUCUGGUGAUUCUUUUAAUUUUUCCUACUAUCCAGUGCCAAUAGAAGAUUAUCCAGACUGUGGAACUAUAGUAUUCCAAGUGUAUCCCAAGUUUACUCAUCUUCCUGGUACUGCACUGCUCCAUAGUGAACCUGUGAACAUUGUGGGUUUGAUGAAUCGAACUUCAUCUGCACCACCCCAAUUCUGGAUUAAUGACACACUUUUAGUUUUGUAUCCCCAAGAUAAUUCAAUCAAUCAAACCAGUACUUUUGCAAUAGCACUUGUGACCACAAAGGAUUACACCUUGGGUGAUGGAAGGCAAGGCUCCCCUGUGCAUCUCACAAAAGAGGUCCAAGUUUAUACAUCUGUGACAACUGCUAAUUUGAGCAAGUCCAAUAUCACCUUGGAACCCAUCAACAUAACAUUCAAUAUAUGGCCAAUUGGAUGUGCAAUGUACACCCAAAAUCUAACAACACGUGUGUCAGGGUCUGACCACAAACUGCUGGAAAUCCUGGGUAAACAUGGAUACAACUCCCAACCAAAGUUCAUCAACAUGCCUUUUGAGCGCAAGUCAAAUCCAGUGAACCAGGUGGAAAAAUAUUUCGGCUACAUGCUGUACAAGGCCUACUACAUAGAAAGGCUCUAUACAAUACAUCAACGCCCCCUCCUGCUUCAAAUAAAUGGUUAUGCAGUGCUGAGGGUUAUGCAACCUCUGCUGCAGACUGCACUUUUGGCUCUCACCUCAACUUCAAUGAUCCCCCAGAACCAGUCUUUGAGCCUCUCAGGAUUGGAAGCCCAAUUCAGCUCAUAUUCUGCCCUCUUGUAUAGUCUUCAUAUUAUGUAUUGGCGAAGGGCACUGCUCCAUGAUCCUGGCAUGGUGGAUGGAGCUUGGUCACCUAUCUACUUCAAUACAACUGGAACACACCAGUCUGACCAAGCCAUUGCCCAAGUUGCCUAUUUCCCACUAAUCAUUGUCACUACACUCUCUGGGUGCAUUAUGUUUGUCUCUUUCUUCAUCAUCUGGGAUGCAUUCAUUGUGAUGGGAGCUGUGGUGGAGGAUACACAACAGCAGCAGAUGAUUCAUGAUGGCAGCCUUCUCAACAUGAUAUCUUUACUUGCUGGGUCUCAGUCCAGCACCAGUGCUGUGCCACAUUGCUGCUCUCAGCACAAGGGUCUCUUGGACUAUGACUAUAUAAACAAUACUAUUAUUAAGUAUUCAGAAGGAGGUCUCUCCCUCCAAUCUCAAUCCAUGUUUCCAUCAUUAGGAGCUGAAGCUACAUAUAAACCAUUUGAUCAAGUUUGGACUCAACCAAACUUGUCCAAUGCUGAGCAUCUUCGCUCCACUCGUGCAAGGAGUUUGUGGAUAUUAGGCAUGGGAGGGAUACUUGUGCUAAUUGCUUUCCAUGGCUGCCUCAUGGUUUUGUCCAGGGCUCAUGUUUUGGAUCAUUUUUAUUUCAAUAUCAGGCACUUGGGGCUGAUGAACCAAAUUCUACUGACAUAUGAGGAGGGAUUUGUGGUUAUGGUGUCUGGAUUAAUCAUUCUGUCUGUCUCAUCACUUGCCUGUGAUGUCUCACUGAGGGAAAGAGCAUUGCAUUACACUCUGAGGGCCUGGCGUCAAGGGCCCUGCUCCCUGGUGCUGGCUCCAACAUCAGUCCUUCAUCAACUCAAUCUAAUGUGUGUCGUUGGAUUCUUUUUCGGAAUCAUGAUCACACACAUUGCCACACCAACUAUUGUGACAACAGAAGCAUUCAAUGCUUCAAUCCCAACACAUUUUACAGUUGACCGAAUCCCAGGUCUCUGGAGUAAUCUAUCAUUCUCUUUGCAGCCCACCAAUGACAUAGUGGAUGUUCUUGAAGCCACUCCAUGUGUACUGGGCUACAGUGGAUUUGGUGUCAAUAAUAUUCUUGGCUGGAAUCAAACUAUCCUUUUUGGUACACUCACAUCACCAGAAUAUGAAGGGGGAACCUUCCAUGAUCCAUUUGCAACACAGUACAAUGUGUCAUGCAAUGUAAUUCCUCAAUCAGAAGAGAAUCCAUACACUGGUAAUUUGUGGCUUGUGGAUAAUGAUACCAGCCACUACUCCCUGUCCAUGAAUUUGACUACUUGUGUUAACCUGUACCCUGGUUCAAGCAUGGUGUAUACUCGGGGGCCCCAAGGCCUUGAUUUUUUGCUUGAACAACCAACAAGUCGAAAAGAGAAUGAGUCAUCUACCCCAGUCUUCCCUGUUCCAGAUCUUCUUGCCUUACUUGAGCCCUCUCAAUCUCAAUCUUCCCAUACUGGAGUAUUUUCCAUGGUUUUCAUCUCAGGGAGUCCACAUGCCCUUGUAGAGGGUGGAGCACCCCUGUGGGGCUCAUAUAGUCUAACCAUUCAGACACAAAUGUGGACAUAUGUUCAAAAUCAUAGCAUCCAUGCUCCAGGCACUUAUCAUUCCCCUCCAACAGCAUCAGAUGAACUAUACCACUAUAUCCAUGACACAAGAAAACUGGAACCAGUGAAUGCCACCAUGUACCUUUGGCCUAUCAUGUGUGCGCUCCACAUUCUCAAUGGUACAGCUGUGGUGACUUCAAAUAAGUUGGAGUCAUUCAUCCCAGUGGUGGCAGAAAUACCUGAACCACCACCAGGCUAUGCUCGAUCAGGAGAGCCAACUCACAUCAUUGAAAAGAAUUGGAACAGUCUAAUAUACCCAUUACUUGAUGUCCUCACAUAUCACUGGCUAGGUCUCCCCUUGUCAGAGGACCCAAUGUAUAUUGGAGCAUAUGCUGCCCAACAUGGAAUGUCCAAACUCAGUAAACAACUUAGUCUGUUCACUGCAGCAUAUGUAGCAAUGCUUGACCGAUAUUGGCAAAUGGAGUAUGAAAGUCAGGCUCCAAUUGACAGUCUUUCUUGGAAACCUCUUCGAGCCAUAGUUUAUGGUUCAAAACAAGUGCUAUCUGCACGUUUCACUAUCCACACCAUUCCGCUUUAUUUUGGCUGUCUUUCUGCACUCCUUAUUGGUGUGUCAUCUGCUGUCACAUUGCAGAACACUUUCAACAGGAAAGAUAUUAUGACCAAAGAAGCUGGGAUACUCCACAGCAUUCAGAUGCUUCAAUGGUCCUCUCUACCCCAUCUGCUCAACAAGCAUCAAUCAUUGCCAGAAUCAAGUGCAGAUGGAUGCAGAGUUGGCAGGGACAUCCUAUCGUUAGAUGUUCAGUAA